Messenger RNA from Exophiala viscosa, 678 nucleotides. RefSeq names its product PITH domain-containing protein. NCBI's taxonomy places the organism in Eukaryota, Fungi, Ascomycota, Eurotiomycetes, Chaetothyriales, Herpotrichiellaceae. The transcript has a single exon. The record is from RefSeq and is a predicted model, not a curated record. The coding region runs from base 1 to 678 and encodes 225 amino acids. Gene Ontology annotation, cellular component: nucleus.
AUGUCUUCACAUCAUCACGAUCAUCACGGUCACGAUCAUAGUCACGGCCACGGCCAUGGACAUGGUGACGGCCACGAUCAUUCACACGACUUGGAACCAGCACUACAGUCCAACCUUUAUAAGCAGAUCAACUUCGAUAGAAUCAUCACCCUGAACGAGGCUGAGCCACGGUCCGGAGCAGCAAUUGUCCAGAAAUCAUGGGACGAGAGGCUCAACGAACAACCUAUCCUUGAAAGCGACGCAGAUGAGCAACUCCUCAUGCACGUCCCCUUCGGCGGAUCAUGCAAACUGUACUCCAUACUCAUCCGUACCUCAGACACGGACUCGGCACCAUCGACCCUGAAACUCUUCCGAAAUCGAGACGAUAUGGACUUCAGUACGGCCACAGACCUCAAACCAACCCAGACUGUAACCCUACCCAAGAGCAACGAUGUUGCAGAAAUCCCUCUGAACCGUGCUCUGUGGAACGGGACCACCUCCAUCAAUCUCUUCUUCGAAGACAACCACUCAGCCGGCGAAGAGGAUGUCACGCGGAUAGCGUACCUGGGGUUCAAAGGAGAUUUUAUGGCUCUCAACCGGGAACCAGUCAGUGUUCUCUAUGAAGCCGCCGCAAACCCUCAAGACCACAAGUUGAUCCAGGGAUUGACCAACACGAAUCAGUCGAUGCCAGGGCAGUAG